CGUGUCUCCGAAGAAAGAAAGGAGGAAAACUAGUCGUCGCAAUCAAAAUCCGGCGAGCGAAAGGCAAAAGACAGUGUAGUCUUGGAAACGAAGCAUCCGAUUUGUUGUGCAUUUCGUGUGUUGUGUUUCCCUGUUUCGGCGAAUCGAACAUCAGAUUUCGUCUUCUCCUUCUCUCCUGUCUCUCUGUGCCAAUGGCGGCACUAUUGGCAUCGCUGGUAGCAGGGGGAGACGUAUCUAAGGCUCACUUGUUUAUGGUGAUGGUCCAGCUUUUCAGUGGAGGAUACCACGUCAUCACCAAAGUAGCCCUCAAUGUUGGAAUCGACCAAUUAGUGUUCUGCGUUUUCCGCGAUCUCAUUGCCCUCGCUAUUCUCGCUCCAAUCGCUUACAUCCGUGAAAAACGGACACGACCACCCAUGACUAAGCGCCUCCUGAUAUCAUUUUUCUUUCUCGGAUUGACAGGGAUUUUCGGCAACCACCUUUUGUUCCUUAUUGGUUUAAGCUAUACUAAUCCAACUUAUGCAGCUGCCAUUCAACCAGCCAUUCCAGUCUUCACUUUUCUUUUGGCUGUAAUGAUGGGUACAGAAAGGGUGAAUUUACUCAGAUAUGAAGGUCUGGCAAAGGUUGGAGGAACUCUUGUCUGUGUUUGUGGUGCCAUAUUUAUGGUUUUGUUCCGUGGUCCAGCAUUGAUAGGAUAUGCAGAUUCAGACAUUUUAGCACAUAGUGAAAUAACUGCAAGAGGUCAACCUGAGCCAUAUGGAUGGUUAAUUGGUGGUUUAAUGGAUCUUGGUUUGGACCAUUUCCAUCUUGGGGUUUUGUGCUUGAUAGGAAACUGCAUGUGCAUGGCCACUUUUCUGGCCAUUCAGGCUCCACUAUUGAAAAAGUAUCCCGCAAACCUAUCUGUCACAGCAUACUCAUACUUUUUUGGAGCUUUGCUAAUGGUGACAACAGCAUUCUUCAUGACCAAUGAGUCAACUGACUGGAGCUUGACACCAUCUGAAACGUUUGCUGUUAUUUAUGCUGGAACCAUUGCAUCUGCCCUUAACUAUGGACUCCUGACAUGGUGCAACAAGGUUUUGGGUCCGGCUAUGGUUGCCCUUUAUAACCCACUUCAACCUGCAGCAUCCGCCCUUCUGUCACGAAUUUUCCUUGGAAGUCCUAUUUUCUUGGGAAGUGUCCUCGGGGGAUCUUUGAUCAUUGCCGGUCUAUAUGCUGUCACUUGGGCAACUUACAGGGAAAGACAAGCAGCACUUGGAGUUGUUCCUCAGGGCUCUUGGGUCCCUGAACAAAUUAUUCAUACAGAUGGAUUAGUGAGCAAGAGUUCAUUUCAGUUAGGUCACAUUUUUUCCGGGUCACCCAAGUCUUCUGAUUAAGGAAAUGAGUUAUGAUAGUCUUUGUAGGGCCUUAUUACAAUUUUCCAUCCUGUUAAUGCUGUUGUCAUUUAAAUAGGAAAAGCCAUAUUGAUCUUGGCAUGUUUAGAUGUUGAUCGAGAGGACCAUGCUUGUGUUAUCACAUUUUAUGUAGCUGGUUCUUAUUCAAAAUAGAGUUGUCAAAAGGCAAUUUUUUGUACCA
Prosopis cineraria is the source of this 1569-nucleotide messenger RNA. RefSeq names its product WAT1-related protein At4g19185-like. The transcript is spliced from 7 exons. Gene Ontology annotation, molecular function: transmembrane transporter activity. Gene Ontology annotation, cellular component: plasma membrane. Lineage: Eukaryota; Viridiplantae; Streptophyta; Magnoliopsida; Fabales; Fabaceae. Bases 192 to 1370 code for a protein of 392 amino acids. The record is from RefSeq and is a predicted model, not a curated record.